UCGCCCCACUUCCGGGGGGCGGCCCCCCGCUGGCGGGCGGGCGGGGGCGGAGCAAGAUGGCGGCGGGAGCGGCGCUCCCCGUCUCCCUCUCGGGCAGGUUUAAGGGAUCCUUUGCAUAUUUUACAAUUAAAGACAGACUGCCCCAGAUCCUCACAAGAGUUAUUGAUACUCUGCAUCGACAUAAAAAUGAAUUUUUUGAAGAACAUGGUGAGAAGGGUGUUGAAGCAGAGAAGAGAGCUAUAUCUUUCCUCUCCAAACUGCGGAAUGAACUGCAAACAGACAAACCAGUGACCCCUUUAGAAGAUGAGCUGCCUGAUGUUGCACUGUGGAACCAGUACCUAGACUACCAACGAAAUUUAUCAAAUGGAAAUGGAGAACCGAGUUGGUUUCAGUCCCCGUGGUUAUAUGUAGAGUGUUAUAUGUAUCGAAGAAUUCAUGCAGCAUUAGCACAGAAUCCACCUAUUGACAACUUUGAUGUAUUUAAGGAAGGAAAGACUCAAAAUUUCUUUGAAUCCCAAGAGGCGGUUAUUACCUUAUGCACUUACUUUCAGGAACUUCUUAAAAACAUCAAAGAUCUAGAUGAAAAGCAACUUCAGGAGGAACUUUUUAAGCUAUUGCAGGUGUCACUGUGGGGCAAUAAGUGCGACCUUUCUUUUUCAGCUGGUGAAGACAGCUCUCAGAAAUCUAGUCCUUUACAGUCCCUGGAAAACAUGGUACCUAACAUCUUAGUGAAUGAUAUGGAGAAACUUUGGUCACUGCUUGUAAACACCAAAAAAAGAAAUACAAAAAAAAAUGUUAGAUUUGACAUAAUCCUGGAUAAUGCUGGAUUUGAACUUGUAAGUGAUCUUGUGUUGGCUGACUUCCUGUUAUCAUCAAAGCUAGCUGAUGAAGUCCAUUUUCAUGGAAAAAGUAUUCCAUGGUAUGUGUCAGAUGUCACAAAGCAUGAUUUUAACUGGACUGUUAAACAACUACAGUCAGCUAAUCAUAUGUGGAUGUCUAGAUGUGGGAUAAACUGGGAGGGCAAUUUGAAAAAGGGAGUUUGGGUUUACCAUGAUCACAUGUUUUGGACUUUACCACAUGACUUUUCCAGUAUGGCAGAAGUUGCUCCUGACUUGUAUGCUGAUCUACAGAAGUCAGACUUGCUUCUUUUCAAAGGUGAUCUAAACUAUAGAAAAUUAACAGGAGAUAGAAAAUGGGAAUAUACUGUUCCAUUUCAUCAAGCCUUAACCAAGUUUCAUCCUGCACCCCUCUGUAGUUUGAGAACACUGAAAUCUGACACUCAGGUUGGCCUAAAACCUGGCCAAGGUGAACAAAUUCAGGCUUCUGAACCAGAAUGGAUGGUAAGUGGAAAAUACGGGGUAGUUCAGCUUGAUGCUGCUCUCUAGUUAAAUGGUUCCUAACAUUCUGAAAGAGACAUUCAGUUGUGAGUUGUAACUGCUUUCUCUGUUCCAUGCUUGGCUUCAGCAAAGAUUCUUUUUUGUUUGCACUUUUUCCUCCCAAGUGGUUUAUUGUUUUUGUUCCACAAAAGACUUUAAUAUUGUGCAAAAGUUUACAAACUGUCUUUGUAUACAUAAACCGAUCUGCAUUUCAAUAUAGUUUGUUUUCCUCAUCUCCGAUGUCAACAGAUGUUUGAGAUGAACAUUUAGUUGUCCAUAGUAUUUUUUUUCUUCAUCAGCGGGUAUGAGAGUUUGUAGCUAACAAGUGAAAAAUCUGCUUCAGAAACCAUUUCCUCAAUCCCAUGUUAACGUGUAUUUACUUACUUCAGGAUAAUAUGUGCUCCGCAUGCCAUGCACUGCAUGAAAGUUAAUAUUUUUGAGAAUGCACAAAUUAAUUCCAGAUAGAUUCUUUGCAACCCAUUGCAGGACUGUAUUUAAAAACUGUUGACAAUUGAGUUGACUUCUGCCAAGAUCUUACUACGUAAAUUGUUUUUCACUUGCUGCUUGUGCCCAUGAACGAAUAACUUUUGAUGUUUUGAGUAUAGUUCGCUGUACAGUAAGAGAAGAGUUCUUGGGUGAUACCUUGUAAAUAUUAAUUUAGAACUUGAAAGUUACAUUUUAAACUUAAAGUACAAGUGGAUGUUGCUAGCCAGUUCGCCUGUAGGAGAGGAGUUGUCCCAUCUGGUAGGAAGAUUACUGGGAGAAAGGACGAUCUCAUUUUAAGAACAUGAAAGAUGCGGUUUAUGUAAGAACCUCUACCAAAAGGAAACACACACAAAAAAAACCCAAACCAACCAACCAACCCACCCAACCAGUUACAUUAAUUGGAUUUUAGGUUUAACACAGAUUUGAAUUAAAGGUGGCCUGUCAGCAGUGUUUGUGGUUCAAGCACUGCUGCCUCUUUCCACUGUGAUAAUUCUCUUCAUUUGUCAAACGUAUUUGUAUUUUUUAGGAAGGAUGCCAUAAUUUUAAUAGGGGAAACAGCCCCAGUUGCACUGAGAAGUAUAUGCUAGAGAAGGCUGCUGCUAAUUGCCUAGGUUGCUGCUCAUUUGAGUUAGAUGCUUGUUUAUUCUCUACUACCACGAUCUCAUAUUACUCAUAAUUUUGGGGAAAAUUUAGGGAUAUUUUGGUGGAUAUUCAGAGUGAAGUGAAAUGAAGGUAGAAAUUCAUUAUCCAUUUAUAAAGGAAAAAUUAAAAAUAGAUUCUCUCGAGUCUUAAAGUACUUAUAUGGUUUGAAAUAGGGCCUUUGAUAGGGGACUGAUGUGUAAUGCCAGUGAUAAACACAGCUUUAUUAGAAAAUGGUGACAGAAUUACCCAUAGAGUUUGACUGGGUUAUGCUCUUGUCUAGAGCUGCUAAAAUGAGGUGAACUUGCCCCUGGUAGCCAAGGUGGCUAUGUUACAGAGAACAAAAGUAGACAGUAGAGAAAUUUCCUUUUCCAUUUUACAUAGGUUUAUACCGUGAAAAGGAGGGCACAGAAGUGGCAUUACUGGAGUACGUUCUGGAAGUGGUGCUAUGGCAAGGAAGUUAGAAUGACUGUGUGGUAGAAAGUGGAUUUAGAAAGACUUUUGCACUCACGGUUAACCUAGGGCAAGGGUAAGCAUUGGCAGGCCUAAAUAAAUGACAGGGGAAGAUGAGGCAGUAUUUUGUACCUAAUUCAGGCUUUGAAAAUGAAGCUGGAUUCCCCUUCUGGUCAGGGAAAUCGCUGGCAAAGCAUGUCCUCUGACGUGGAGAGAGUCAGCUGCCGCUUACUGUGUUCAUACAAUAAAGAUCUAUACAGUGGAUAAAUAUGCUCCAACUGCUGAUGACUUUCAUUAUUUGUGUUUGUGUUCUUACAUCUGAAAUUAUAUUAAUAUUUUGAAGUUGCACACUCAAGUAUUCAAAAACUAAGAUGCUAGGAAUUUCAGGAGGCAAUGUGAUAUUGUAGAGUUCUACUUUUGAGAUCUGGGUUGUGUUCUCCUCUCCUUUGCAUCUCUGGCUUAGUACUCCUGAAGGAUGAAUUUAUGCUCAUCCUUAGGCACCUGAUUAAACUGUGUAACUUAGAAAUCCAGUCAAGAGAGCUGAAGGUCUCUGACUGGAGAGAGCUCAGGGGUCUCCAGCUUUGGUGCUUUGAUCAAAUACAUGAACAACAUGAUGAAUCUGGGCACUGGAGCCUCAAUUUCUCAUCUGUGAAAAUGCUGUUAACUUGUUUCAAAUGCACUUUGAAGUAACAACUUUGGGUCAAGAACAGAGGGAUGGAAGUCGUGGAAUAUGUGCAAUGAAAACUUGCCGCCUUAUUCAGAGACACAAAACGAUUAGGGGAAGAAUUCUGCUUUGUCUGUGGACAGAUUGUUUGUAAGGCACUGACUUAAUUUGCUGGAGAGGUUUAAAUGUGUGUAAUGGACAAGAAGAGAGUUUGGCCUCAUUGUCAAGGCCACUCUUGCAGAAUAGAUUUGCCUCUUCCACAAUCCUUACACAUGCUGAGAAACUUGAUUUCAUUUUUCACUGGUCAUUAAUCUGUUUCUUGGUGCCCAGGUUGCUUUCAAGCUGUUACUUCUGGGAGCUCACAAUACAGAGCAGUGAAAAUUAAUGUUUUUAAGUUAUGAUAAAUAGAAUCCUACAGAAUGCUAAAUCACUUAGAUGCAGCAGUAUUCACUCAGUAUUAUUGAAUCAUCUCAUUGGAGAUUGUUGCAUUAAUGUUUGUGAGGAAGUAGAGUGCUGAAUUCAUAAGUACCAUAAAACUUGUAAUUCAUAGCAUUCAAAUGCUAAUCUAAGACAUGAUGUCAUGCUGGGAAAAACAAACAAAACAAAACAAAAGCAAAACCACAACAUUAUUUCUAUUCUCCAGUUUAAUAAGUGAGCACUUUUCAUCUUUUGCCCUGCACAGAGAAAUUUAUAUGGUAUCAUAGAGUGUGACUACAUAGUUAUGUGAGGAAUGCACAGCUGUAACUUCCAUAUACUUAAUUGCUUCACUUCUAUAGCUGUAAUUGCAAAGUGCUAUCUAUAUACACAACUGAAUAUACAACUUACUUGGUUAGUAUGUCAGUUUGUUAGUUGGUUAUAUUUUUGUAAAAUUUGGAUUGAUUCUAUGGAAAAAUAAAAAAAAAAAUGGUGCUGUAAUGCCAGUGUUCUGUUCUCCCAUGCCACAAAGAAGUAGUGAAGACAGAUACUCUGAUGAAGCACUGUGCUCUGCUGUUGGUUUAGCUACAGUUUAGUGGAAAAUAGAAAAUGCUUUUGUAGACACUCAGUGUUAAUUACUUGUGUAAUAUAGUUUCAUGGACUGGCAGCUUGUGACUACUGCAUUUAGGUGGAAUUUAAUGUUACACAACAUAAAACCUAUAAUAAUAGAAUAUGCUAUAAUAUAGCAUAUUUUUUUUCUUGAGUAUUCAAGAAAGUUGCUUCUGUACAUCUGUCUUACAACCAAUUGCCCAAAAUGCUUGUACAGCAUAACUCAGAAGAUGCUGAUUCAUUCACGCAAAUUCUUGAGGUUUUAAUUUUGUGUGCCAUUUGGAUGUUUAUAGCUAAAACAAGGGCCUUUUCAGUAAUUCUGAGGACCACAACAGACCAAUGUCUUUUGACUUGUAUUUUUUUAUUCUACCUUUUGAGCAACUGUAUUUGUAAAUCAGUUUUUGAUAGCGAUGAUUUUCAUUUGUGAUGAAACAAGAGGAAAAGUAAUGUCACAGGCACAGUGAAAGCCAGUGCACACAUCUGUCUGAAUACUUGAUAAUUCAUUAGAUAUGUGUAAUAAUUCCAUAUGUUUAUAAGGAUUCUUCAAAUAAACUAAUGUGGAAAAUAAGUUGAUUGUAUGACUGGAAACUGUUGCAAGAAUAUUGAAAUAAAUGACAUAAUUUUGUGCGAAAGUCAAACAUCAUUAUACUAUUUCAGUGGCUGAGAAAGCCAACUGAAAAUAAUUCAGGUGUUGGUUCCUGAAGUUUUUUUUCUCUGAAACAGAUUUUAUACAAAAAACAGUAAAGCAUAUUUAUUCAAUGAGAUUUUGAAACAUACAGAUGCAAGAGGUGGGUAUCACAAAAUGUUCCACUUCACCGAGACAGGGCAGUAUUAGGGAAGUUUUUACUUUGUUACACUACCAACAUUCUUGUUCAAAUUUCAAAACAUUAAAAAGCAUUGAGGAUCUUAUAAAAUGUAUCCAGUAAUUACUUACUAAGGUUGGGGCAGCUGAUGGUGUCAUUAUCAGGAUCACUUCCCAGACUGAUAGAUCUCAGCAAAAAUGGAAGUGUCUUAGUGUGUUACACUUGCUGUAACUGUAAUAUUUCCAAAUCACUUUGUUUUACACACCUUACUGAUGCAUAAACCCUAGCUAUUAUUGCUGAAAUAGUUCCUUUGAAGUUCAUAGAGUAUUUGUAUUCAUGGUUAAACUACUUAACUACUUGUUCCAUUCAAAGCAUAUUUAUCUUAUGUGCACUGUCAGACAGCAUAGGAAGAAUGUUCACUCUAUUGCAUGAAAGUUGUGUCUAAAAUAUAAAUUCCAAAUUUUGUACAAACUGUUUAUUUUUUUUCAUUAAACUGUUUGUUUACAAGCCUUCUGUUUAUCCAAAGUUACAGAACAAAAGUUUGGGUUUAUUUUUAUUUAAAACAAAAACAUAAGUUCAAAAUCACCUAAGAUUUAUCUGAAGAUUUUAAAAUAAAAAAAAAGAUUUAAAAAUAAAACUGUGAAAAUGUACUGGUUAAAAUGGUCCUUUUAUUUCUUUCCAAUACAGCAUGUGUUUUUUAUUUACACUUCUUUUUGGGGUUUGGCUCAUUUGGCUUUGUUUCCACUGGGAAAAAAUAUAAAAUGUCAUGUUACGAUCAUAUAGAAUGAAUAAACAUAUUCAGUACUCA
Tyto alba (common barn owl) is the source of this 6252-nucleotide messenger RNA. RefSeq names its product acidic residue methyltransferase 1 (gene DCPH1). The transcript is spliced from 5 exons. The coding region runs from base 57 to 1385 and encodes 442 amino acids. Gene Ontology annotation, molecular function: phosphatase activity. The record is from RefSeq and is a predicted model, not a curated record. NCBI's taxonomy places the organism in Eukaryota, Metazoa, Chordata, Aves, Strigiformes, Tytonidae. Gene Ontology annotation, biological process: DNA damage response. Gene Ontology annotation, cellular component: cytoplasm; nucleus.